Molecule: messenger RNA, 438 nt
Organism: Spirometra erinaceieuropaei
Lineage: Eukaryota; Metazoa; Platyhelminthes; Cestoda; Diphyllobothriidea; Diphyllobothriidae
Source: the annotation of a GenBank genome assembly
AUGGGAUCACCGCUUCGACCGUUCCUUGCAAAUGUUUUUAUGGGCAAAGUCGAGAAAACAAGCUUGCAAGUCACCAAUAAUGGCCUCGUCUUCUACCGUCGGUACGUGGACGAUAUCUUCUGCCUGGUGGAUGGUACCACCGAUACCGAGAAGCUUGUCAAAAAGUUCAACAGUGCGCACCCCUCGCUUAAGUUCACUGCAGAGACCGAGGCAGAUAACGAACUUGCCUUUCUCGAUGUCCUUCUGCACAGGCAAGAGGAUGGAUCUAUCCAGCGCAGGGUGUUCCGAAAGAAAACCUGGACGGGACAAUACGUUAAUUUCCACAGUUUUGUCCCCCUUAACAUCAAACGGAAUUUAGUCCAGGGAUUGGCGGCUAGAGUGAGACGCAUCUGCUCACCUGAAGCUAUUGAAGAAGAACUUCAACAGCUGCGGAACUAG